Messenger RNA from Synchiropus splendidus (mandarinfish), 1302 nucleotides. RefSeq names its product olfactomedin 4, tandem duplicate 1 (gene olfm4.1). Lineage: Eukaryota; Metazoa; Chordata; Actinopteri; Syngnathiformes; Callionymidae. The coding region runs from base 34 to 1302 and encodes 422 amino acids. The record is from RefSeq and is a predicted model, not a curated record. The transcript is spliced from 4 exons. Gene Ontology annotation, biological process: signal transduction.
UGCGAUGCCUUCCUUCCGAGCGCAACGUUUCCCAUGGACGAUCUGUUGGCAAUAGAGCAGAAGGUCGACGAGCUCUCACUCCAGCUGGAGAUAGAGGGCGGGAAGGUUGAGGAGUACGAGACCAAGAUGGCGUCAUACGCGGAGAAGAUCAAGAAGCUGACGGAGAGAAUUGAGGGGAUGGAGGAUAGCCCUCACGGCUACGACGGCGGAGACUUUGAGGAAGUGAGAGUGGAGAUUAAACAAGUGGAGGCUCUGGUGGGAGAGCUGCAACUCUCCAUCAACACCACCGGCGUUAGUCUGGAGUCCAUUCGGGCUCAGGUUACAGCGAUGGUUCAGACUCUCACCAGGCUGGAGAAAACCUUCGACAAGAAUUUGGUUCUGCAGACCCGUCGAGAGUUUGUCAAGCUCCAGGUGGAACUGGAGGAGUGUGAGAACCGCUAUCAGGAGAUCUUAAACCCUAACAUAGGAUCCUGCGCGCAUUCAGGCAUCAUCCGGGUCAGCAAGCCAGUCCUCAGCCACAUCAACGCCUUGCACAACAGCGGGAACUUUUACGGCGCCUGGGGCAAGGACUCCAAGCCGAUCCCAGACCGAGAGACCAUGUACUGGCACACGGCACGAACAUUUGAUGACAUGGUUCAGAUCAGGUUCUACACCAACUACAAGAAUCUCAUCACGUCCAAACACUUUAGCUAUCACACCUUUGGUAGUGGUUGGGAGGGAUUGGGCAACAACGCGGUUCUGCGAGACAACACCCUGUACUACCACCGACACACAUUCGGGUUGACCAAGUACAAUUUCAGCUCUCAGGCCUACGACUAUCGGGCGGUGACUGGGGCGAGCCCCAGCUUCUCUUACACUUCCUCGCAAUAUCAGCAGUUUGACUUUGCCGCGGAUGAAACCGGCCUCUACGUGACCUACGCCACGGACAACGGACACAUGGCAAUAGCCAAGAUUAACGAAGUUUCAUUUGGUAUCGAAGAAGUCAUCAAGACAAGCGUCUUCAAGCCAGCUGUGACCAACGCCUUCAUGGUGUGUGGAGUCCUCUACACCGUCCGGACGGUGGACACUCGCCAUGAAGAAAUAUUCUACAAGUUUGACACCAGAACCAAACAGGGCAGCUACAUGAGCGUGCUCUUUGAGCGCUUCCUGGACAGGUAUACCUACCUGGACUACAACCCAACAGACCAGAAGCUCUACAUGUUCAACCAAGGCUACAUGGUUCAGUACCACCUGUGGUUUAACCAAACCACCGAAGCCACUGUGGAGCCUCCACUUCAGGACUUAGUCACUGAAUCUAUGUAA